Psilocybe cubensis is the source of this 453-nucleotide messenger RNA. RefSeq lists its product as uncharacterized. Bases 1 to 453 code for a protein of 150 amino acids. The record is from RefSeq and is a predicted model, not a curated record. The transcript has a single exon. NCBI's taxonomy places the organism in Eukaryota, Fungi, Basidiomycota, Agaricomycetes, Agaricales, Agrocybaceae.
AUGGAUACCUCCAGGACACCUCCUGGGAGUAACAAACGCCGCCGUAGUCCGCCUUCAGGCCAGCUAUCAAUGGGCUCACAGGGUCAACAGGGCCAGACGUCGCUUCCGUCGAUACACCAGCUCGGUGCAUACCUCCCUCCAACCUCGUCAAUAUCCCAACAUGUCUCCACUGAACCGUCGGCGUACGCGUAUCCUCCUUCCCACUUUCACUCCAACGUCAGCCAGCUCGAUUCCGGAACGUCACAUGCCAUGGGGUCCGCUGCAGCGCGAGACUUGAUGUACUCAGUUGACUCUGACCCUGAUGAUUUGGAACAGCGCGGUCCGCCCAAGAAGAAGCGGCGAAGGCAAGCCUUGAGUUGCACCGGUGAUUACAUUCAACUCUUCGUAAUACGUGUCGUUCCAUUAAUGCUCACUGUUGACUCUAUUCGCGGUUCUCUUAUCGAUUUCGUUUGA